Messenger RNA from Gymnodraco acuticeps, 9645 nucleotides. Its product is annotated as dynein heavy chain domain-containing protein 1-like. Gene Ontology annotation, cellular component: dynein complex. Gene Ontology annotation, biological process: microtubule-based movement. The annotation marks the transcript as partial. The record is from RefSeq and is a predicted model, not a curated record. Gene Ontology annotation, molecular function: dynein light intermediate chain binding; minus-end-directed microtubule motor activity; dynein intermediate chain binding. The transcript is spliced from 31 exons. Lineage: Eukaryota; Metazoa; Chordata; Actinopteri; Perciformes; Bathydraconidae.
UGUUCACAGAGAGGUGAGCAGCAUGUUAGCUAACUCAGAGAAGAGAUCCCCGGAUGGAGCCUCUCAAAGCAAACACAUCUCCAGGUCUGGAUCCAGGGUGAAGAAGGGGACUCUUCUUCCUCCUCUCUCCCCUGAACCCCCUCCUCUCUCAGUGCCCAGGCCUCUCUUCAGCCUCCCCCCUCUCCCCUCUGACAGACCUCUCUCUGUGAUGGAUCUCCCUCGCCUCAUCGCACAGGUCGGACCUCAGAGAGCCAGAGGGGACACAAAGUGGAGCGAAGGACCCCGAAUGAUGGCCUCAGCGCUGGGGGCCGACAUCCCCAUCAGAACUCCUGAUGAGAGCACAGCACACAGUCUCACAGAGAAAGCUGAAUCAACCAAAGUCCCAACAUGUAGGGGUAAAAAGAUAAAGGCUGUGAAGAAUGAGAAACCAGCUCCAGAUCCUCUCAGCGGCACAGAGGUGUUUCAAAUGUUCACCGAGAGGAGAGGCAGACGAGAGCUGGAGCUGUUCUACCUGAAGGAAGUGGAGGGAGACUCUUACAGACCCUACGACCUGCGGGUGGUGCCCUGCAGUGCAGCGGGAUCUGAACACUACAUCUUCUCUCCUCACUCUGUUCUCCAUGUGACACAAAGAGGAUAUGGAGGUUUGCUCAGUCUGUCAGAGUGGUUCAGAGAGUCAGUUCUGUGGAGGGAUCUGCAGGAAAUCCCCUUCUUCAGAGACUUCCCACUGAGGAGAGCUUUCACCAGGUGGCGGAGAAAUGUCCAUAAAGUCAUCUUUCAGCGCAGGUGUAAGGAUCUUCAAGAUGUUCUGCUUAUCGCUGUGCCUCAGUUCAGAAAUGCUCUUCUUCUGUUCAACAGAACCAUUGAGGAGGUGAAAGGGACCCACUGGCUGCCUCAGGAGGAGAAUACAUCUUUCACUUUGCUGGAAUUUAAGGAUGUUCUGAUGACCAUGAAUCAGGAGUGUCUGCAGAUAUUAGAGAAGUUAUCACAGUACCGUGCUGCCAUCCUAAAUAAGGUGAAGGAGCACAGCUACAGGACUCAGCAGGAGCUGCAGCUGCACCUGGAGUUCAGCCUGAAGCCGAGCAGAAGCGUUGAGCCGCUGCACCGCCAGCUGCUCCACCAGCAGCAGCUUCUCUCACAGCUCAGCAGGUCUGAGAGCGUCCUGCAGAGGCUGGGCAGCUUCUCUGCUCUCAUCAACACCAUCACCGUGCAGAGCAUCAUCUCUCUCAUCACUCAGGACCUCACUCAGUUCACCAGCAGAGUCCUGAAGAGAGGUGAACUUGAGGGCUGUUUGUUCCACACUGAGCUGAGUCUCAGGGAUGAUCAGCUGACGGUGGACCCCCCCACACAUCUGCUGCAGGAAGCUGUGAGCGGAGCCAUACUGACUGUAAAAGACUCAGUAAUACAGAUGUGUGAUUCUUGUGGACUCUUCCUGGAGAUCAGCAACACUUCUGAUGUCUCUCAGGAUUCACCCUCUGACCUCACAUGUAUUGAGCAUCAUAUCACAGGGGAGGAUACCAGCGGUGAAGAGUGUUGCUCCUGGAGGUUGCACAGAGAAGCGUCCUCUCGCUGGCUGCAGCUGCAGAAGCGAACCUCUCUGCUGCUGCAGGGCCGCCGGCUGCACGGCUGCUUCUCCCCCCUCACCCAGAGCCAGCUGCAGCAGCAGAUCCACAUCCACAUCCUCACAACACAAGCUGAGGAGGAGCAGGCCGGCGUCAUGCAGGAAGCAGACCUAGAGAUCCAGCAGCUGUGUGAGAGCUUCUCCUGGUUGGUGGACAUUCAUGUGUUCAUUAGUGAAAGGAGUGUUUCCUCUCUGGACUCCCUGAAGGAUCAGCCUGCUUCACAGUACCAGGAUCUGAUAGAGAAGACCCGCUGCCUGACAGAAAGACUCUCCAGCGUCCCCUCCUCCGUCUCCACCUCCAACCAGCUGAUCAACAUCCAGUGCAGCCGCAUCAAGGAGCCACUCCAGCAACAGCUGAGGUUGCUAGAGGAGAAACUGCAGCAGCAGCUGGUGCAGCAGAUCCAGAUUCUCUCUGAAAACGUCUCAUCAGACCUGCAGAGAUAUGCUGCUCGACUCAGGACAGAACCAGGAGACCUGCAGGAGCUCUCCACAUAUGCUCUCAUGAUGAGGGAGUGUGUGAAGAUGUGUCCUGACAUGCAGAGACGUUUGGAGUACAUUCACUCCCUCCAGGAAACUCUCUGCAAGAACUACAGGAAGAUGACUGAACAAGAGGAGACUGUGAAAGAAAAGAUGCUGGCCUUGUGGGAUGGCUUCAUUCCCCUCCUAAAGGAAGCAGACAUCAUUGUGUCUUGUCGCCUUCCUUCAAUGGCAAACGCCUUGGACGCCAUGUUCUCAGUGUUGGCCUGCGACCUUAAAAACACCGUCUCUAAAGCUACAGCCGGACCCUUCAUCGACCCGAGCCAGGAGGCUAAAGAGAUGGUUUCCAGACUGAGCCUCAUGUGUGUUCAUGUGCAGAAUCUCAACGCAAACCUGGAGCAACUGAGCAGCAAAAGUCAAAACCUACACGAACAUCCAAAGGAUUUGUCCAUUUUAACAGCCGAUGUUCAGAGGGUCAAAGCCCGUAAAGAGCUGUGGGAGAUCAUCUCUGCGUACACAACAUGGAGAGAAGAGUGGAAACAGCUGCUUCUCACUGAGGUAGUGGUGUCAGAAGCUCAGGGGAAAGUUGCCAAGUGGAAGGAGCGAACUUUGUCUCUAACAAGCAUCAUACCUACCCAUGAUGCAGUGCUGCAGCAGGCUUUAGGAAACCUGGAAAGUUUAGAGUAUCACGUUGAGGUCAUGGCCAAACUGCAAAGCCCAAUGCUGACACACAGACACUGGAAAGACAUUUUUGAAGGCAUGGGCCUGCGGUUUGUCCCAGAGAAGAAGGUGAUUGUCGCUGAACUGACGUCUCUCCCUCUUGAAGUUCACCAGGAACUAAUCAACAAGAUAUGCAGGGAUGCACAAGCAGAGUAUAACAUGGAGCAGAACUUCAUAAAGCUUCAACAGGAAUGGAAACCCAGACUAUUCCAGCUGGAUAAAUUCACUCUGCCUGUUUGGCAGCAUCAAAAACCACAAUAUGUAUUACCAGAAACAAAGAAACCCACAGAGGGCAUAGUUUCAAAACUCCAAACUGCCAAUCAACACACCUGUAAUGAUCCAAGACUCCUCGUCAUUGGUCUGGAGAUACACUUUGCUGAGAUAGAGAACGAUUUGAUGACUCUGUCCACCAUGUUGAAGUCCCCACACAGUGUUGACUUCAGGCUGCAGAAUGAACAUUUGUUCCAAUCACUGCACGAUCUCGGGAAGCUGCUUUGUUUAUUUGAAAGAUACCAGCAGUUAUGGGCUUUCUUGACCAAGAUGUUCCAUGAAACAUCCAUAAGAGUGCAGAGUGUGGAGCUGCUGGAACAAUUCCAACCAAUUGAUGAGACCUUUAAGGACAUUAUUCAGUCCGUCUCAAGUGACACUCAUGUGUGGAACUUUGUUAAUCCAAAGAAAACAAAUGAGAGAUUUUAUGGCAGAAACUUCCACCAGAUUCUCAUUGACGGUGUCUCUACAAUGGAGGCCAUUUCCAGCCAGAUGUCUGACCUCCUGGAGAGCCUCUGUCAACAGUUUCCAAGACUGUGGUUCUUAAGUGAUUGGGAGAGGAUACAGCUACUCUCCUUUGAUCCAACACCUUGCACACUGCAGCCUUUUGUACGCAAAUGCUUUAAAGGGAUACGUUGGCUAGAAGUGGAUUGUGUAAUACCAUCUAAUCAGACAGGUGUAAAGAUCUGUGGGGCUACAUCUGAGAGUCAGAUGAAGGUUCUGGGGUUUUUCGGCAGCCUCCAGGAGCACAUUACCUUUCCGUCUCCUUUGGAGCCAAAUCCCAAUGCCUUAGGUUGGCUUUCUAUCUUUGAGAAAGAGUUAACGUUGACCAUGGUGCAACUCAUGAAGAAAUGUGCUAUUGUGAGAAUCCAGCUUGAACCACACACUGAAGAUGUGGCAUUUGAUAAAGAAGUAAAAGACAUUGUAUUUCAAAUUGCUGAAAGAAGGAAAGUCGCCCUCCCUGUGCUGGAUCUCGUGUCUGAAUACCCUCUUCAGUGUCUGCUGGUGGUGGAGGAGGCAGUUUGGUGCCAGUCUGUCCUACAAGCUUUCCAAGAGUCAAGUCCAGUGAUGUUAAGAAACAUAAAGGCAUACAACUCUGCAAAAUGGAAAACCCUUGGCCGUUUCAUAAGGGAUGGAGUCACAGGGUCUAACUGUGAGUCUUUGGUCUCUAAGUACAGGAUGAUGUGUCUGCGAGCUUUGGUGCAACUUACAAUGAAGCAUUCCCAGCAGCUUUCUCGGCUCAUGGAGGUGCAGAGUCUUCCAGAGUCGUCUUUCGAGUGGCUAAGUUUCAUGAAGUAUCAUAUAAACUCAGAAGAUUGUAGUCUGACGGAUGAUCCAACAUGUCACGUGGAUGUUUUGGGCCAUCGACUCCAAUAUGAUUAUGAGUAUUUUGGUCCAGAAGAUUGUGUGAUGGGACACACUCCAUCCACAGAUCGGGCGAUACUGGGGAUUCUCCUGGCUCUCACAAGCUACAGGUGUGGGUUUGUGAGGGGACCUUGCAUGUCUGGAAAGAAAACAACAGUGGUUCAGUUGGGAAAAGCGUUGGGGCGAAUGGUUGUCAACUUGCAAUGUUGUCCAACUAUGAGCCCCGGUGUUGUUCAGAGGAUGCUGUUGGGUGCUCUUCAGACUGGAGCGUGGCUUCUGCUGGACUCUGUAGACCUACUAACACAAGGAUUACUUUCAAUGCUGGGCCAGCAUCUAUUUGACAUCCAACAAUCCUUCGCAGAGUUCACACAAAAGAAGAACCAAAGACUGAGAGAGGAGCCAAAGGACUGGAAUGCUGAUGGGGUCACAGAUUGCACAAACCUCCAUUCAGAUUGUCACAUGGUGAUUGCAGGGAAAAGCAUUUCUGCCAGACCAAGCUAUGGAUGUGUUGUCAUCUCAUCCAAAGGGUAUUCAUCUGAGGUUCCAGAGAUUCUGCGAUGUGCUACCAGACCCAUCGCUUUAACCCUUCCAGAUUACAGGAUCAUCGCAGAAGUAAUGCUGACUUCCAUUGGUUACUCAGACGCCGUGUCUUUAAGUCAACGUCUGGUGGACCUCAUCAGCCUGGCCCAGGAUUCCCUCUGUCUGCCUGAUUCCAUCAAUGACCACCAGAGCUGCUAUCUUGUCCUCUUGCAAAAGAUCAUCUCUGCAUCUGAAAUGCACUUCCAACAAAGUGAAAGGCAAAAAGACAUUUCUGAUGAGGCCGAUCCUACACCUUCAGAAACUCUGACUGUCAGAGUUGAUGAUAAGGACAGAAAAGAAGCUGAAAAACCCUCCAGGUUUCUCAGUUCUCAUUUGUCCAUUAUACAGGGAUUAAUGGAGGAGACAGCUAUUGUCAAAGCCAUUCUUUCUGUCUCAUUACCUGUUCUUUAUGAACAAAAGAAAGCCUUGCAGUUCUCCAUCCUUCUCAAGGAAACAUUCCCUAUUGCAUGCCAGUUUCCUCUCUUCCAAGAGUACAUCGAGGAAGAAGAAAAGACUCAACUUAAAUAUGCACUAACAGAAGAAUUACAAAGGAAAUGUUUUCACGCUGACACUGAAAUAAUAAGCAGUUCUCUGAGACUCUACCAUACCAUGAAACUCUCUCCCGCAGUUAUUCUCAUAGGCCCUUCAGGUAGUGGAAAGACAACCUGUCGCUGUGCUCUUGCUGAAGCACUCAAUCACCUGGCUGCGUUGACAGAAAAUGACAAUAGGAUGGAAGGAGAUACCCCACAGAUCUCAACCUGGAACUCUGUGGACACCGUGGUUUUAUUUCCUAAUGCCAUGUCCCAUAAGGAGCUAUUUGGCAGCUUCUGUGAAAAGAGAGGAUGGCAAGAUGGAGCUGUAGUAAAGGUGCUGAGAGAUUCAGAACCAAAAAUCUGCAACAAGAAUCAGAAAAGUGAUCAGAUACAUAAAUGGCUGGUGAUGGAUGGGAAUCCUGUAGGCUGGUUGGACUACUUAACUACAAUGUGCAGUCCUCAGGACCAGUUUCUGUGCCUGUCAUCAGGGGAAAUACUGCCAUCCCAACCACACCUUAGACUAGUGAUGGAGGUCACUGAUCUACGUGAUGCAAGUCCCUCUGCAGUGACCCGCUGCAGCCUGGUUUAUUUCUCAGGUUCUGAUCUGUGGAAGGCUGUGUGGAGGAGUGAAAUGGAUGCUCUGUCUUCUGAACACAAACUAGAUCAAGGAACCUUGAACAUGUGGAAUCGUCUGGCUGAAGAUCUGUUCUCCAACACGCUUACCGCUUUAACAUCUGCAAUCCUAAAUGAAGGAGAAUCUCUUGAAAGCGUUGUGCAUGGGAUGAGAGAAAUCAUGUCGUUUGUUCGGAUCCUACGAGCCCUCCUUCAGCAUGUCGGGAAGGAAGGGGAGAAAGCUGGGGCAACACCACAAGUGUACAAAAAAGAUACACCUCUACACAGAGCCGGAACAGACAGCAAAGGCCUGCUGAACAGAAACCUUUUCCUGGUGGCUUAUAUUUGGGGAUUUAGUGGACAUCUGCAUCCUCGCCACUGGCCACGGUUCGACUCAGUGGCCCAUCAAGUGCUGUUUACCUGCCGAUACAGAAUUGUGGUUCCUGAUGGAGAGAGUGUGUUUGAAUACUUUUUUAACAUCGACAUCAAGACAUGCUCCAAGAACACACUGCUGACAAAAUCUAUUCCUCCCAUGUAUAGGAAGUAUGCCUCUCUUCUGAACAUCAUGUUGGAGGCGAACCAGCCGGUGUUGCUCUCAGGAGAACCCGGUUCUGGAAAAACGACUCUGUGCAGAACGUUGCUGAGUUUUGAGAAGCCACACAUUACUCUACCAGCCAGUCCUCUACUGAGAUCCAGAGACCUACACACCGUACUGAAGACCAUCAACUGCACGAAGAACUGCAGAGACACUCAGGGUCCCAAUGCAAAACAGACUGGACUGCUUGUCUUUGUGGAUGAUUUGCACGAAGCCCCCAGAGAUGUCUUUGGGAAGAUGUCUACGGCUCUAGACACGCUCCGACAGAGUAUCUCGAUGGGACGGAUUCUAACAUUUGACGGCUACAACUUCAAGUUAUUGAGUGCUGCUUCCCUCAGCUACAUGGCCACCUGUUGUGUCUCUGGAUCACACAGUACAGUGAUUUCCUCCAGGCUCUCACGCCUGUUCUCCAACUUUGUGCUCCCCAGCCUUUCUAUGGACGUCAUAUUGUCUAUCCAUUCUCCUCGGCUAAAGAUGUGGCUCAAAGAAACACAACUAACGCAGAGUGCUGAGGAUAUGGCAUGUUGCAUUAUCACUGCAACUAAGAAUGUGUAUGAUGCCGUGUGUGACCAAUUCAAGCCUACUGUGCAGAGGCCCCUUUUCAUAUUUUCCCAUCAUGACCUUCAGAAGGUGUUUAAGGGUUUGUGUCUCUGGCAGCCUGACAGAGGGACAAUGCAACAAAAGGAGGAAACAAUACUAAUCCUUCCAGAGUCUGAACCAGUCCUUAACAUCGCACAUCUCUGGAUGCAUGAGUGUUUGCGUACAUUCAGCGACAGGUUAUGCUCCGAGGAUGAAAGCAAAACUCUUGAGUCCCUCAUAGCCAUGACAGCAACAACUCACUAUGGAAGUAGAUUGGCUGAUGCAACUUCUCCUGUCAGUUUAGAUGUCAAAAGGCUUGAUAUUCACACACUCCCCUCGGACACUGAAGGUCAGCCAAUAGCUAAGAGUUUAGGUAACCGUAAUUUGCCUCAAGAGACAAAACCAGCUGGACAAUCCGACCUGAAGAAAGCCCAGACAUUGACUGAACCUUCCUCUUUGUCUGGAAACAUUUCGUCAGUAGAAGAAAGCCUAAAAACUCAUGCUAUGCAACCCCAGAUUCUUCAGCAUAUGGAGGACAAACUGGCUAAUCUUGUGUAUGCUCCUGAUCUUUCUGAGGCUCCAAUGAAUCAGAAACACAUUUUUAAGUGUAGCUUUACUUACCAGGACAGAGACCUUGAGGUAUUACUGCAGCAACUGCGUGUCCUCAUCAGCAGAAACAAGGAAGACAAAGGACAGGAAGCUGAUUAUAAUAUUUUAAAUAGAUGCGUGGUGCACAGACAGAGGGUGGGUCAGCUGUUACACAUCCUCCGGGCGCUGCUUAUACCCGGAGGUCACGGACUGCUGAUGGCCUCCAACAAAAGCACAGGUCGUAAAACCACAGUGCGUUUAGCUGCCUUUAUAACCGGAUACCUGCUGAUGGAGGUGCAUCCCAGUAACGAGGAUGAGUUGCACGAAAUCCUCAAAGAAGCUGUGAACAAAACAAGAGUGGAUGGAGUUAGGGUCAUCAUACUGGUUCAUGAAGGAGUCAGUCAGCCAAUCAGAUGGGAGCUGCUGGCGGCGAUGGCUCACCAAACACAAGCAGGACUUUACACCGAGGAUCUGAGGAACGUUGUUUCCAGAGCGACUGAUGUGAGGAAGUCAAGACGAUAUCGUAUGGACUACUGGAUGUCUGAGAAGUACUUGAGCCAAAUCCACAGAAAUGUGCACGUGUUCCUGUUGCUGCCCUUCACAACGACAGACAGCAGUGAGGUUCCUGCAAACAAUGGAGACCGUGGAUUGACCACACAGCUGAUGAAGGCUCUGAGCCUGAGUGUGUGUGUGGACAUUUACCAGCCGUGGUCCAGACUGUCUCUAGUGGAAGUUGCUGCUCAAUGCCUCAAAACAAACCCUCCUAUAACAGAGAGAGACACCUCAGAGGCCGGCCUGUCUGUGGUUAUGGCAGGAAUCCAUCAGUCUGCAUGUCAGUAUGCGUCUGUGCUGCUCAGAGAUCAGACGUUCAACCCUCAGACCUUUCUGGAGUUUAUUGCACACUUUCAUCACCUCUUUAAACAUCUGCACACACAACAUCAGAGCAGAGCCAACAGAUUAGCAGCUGUUCUGUCCCGUCUGGAUGUGAUGAGCGGCGAAGCAGCUCGGUACAAACAGAACCUGGUGAAACUGCAGGAGGAGGUUUCAGAGGCACAGCAGCGUGAGUUAGAGCUCCUCUCAGCGCUGGAUCAUCAAAGGAUUCUGCUGGAGGAGGCGCAGGAGAGUUGUGUCGUCGAGGAGAACAAGCUGUACGACCUGGAGGAGCAGGUCAGCCACACUCACAAGCAGGUGGUCCCGGUGCUGCUGUUGGGUCUGAAGCUACUCUCCUGUCUGAAUCCGUGCGACCUGGAGGAGGUGCGUCACUACAGAGACCCUCCUGAAGGAGUGGUGAGGAUCAUGGACGCCGUCUGUCUGCUUUUCAACCGUCCGCCGGGCUGGGAGAGCGCCAAGCAGCUGCUGGGACAAGACAACUUCUUCCAGGAGUUGGAGUUCUUCGAACGCUGCAGUGUGACAGCAGAGCGUCUGCAGCAGCUCGCUCUCAUGGUGCACAGCCCUCAGUUUGUCCCAGAGUCGGUGCAGGGGGUGAGCAGAGCCUGUGAGUCUCUGUGUCUCUGGGUGAAGGCCGUGUUCCAGUGCUGCUGCAUGCAACAACAGCUGGAGCUGAAGCAGCAGAUGGAGGCCACGGCCAGACACACUCGAGCCAAACUGAACCGCCUGGAGCUGCAGAAGAACGAGGCGAAGCAGCGUCAGGAGGAGGAGAAGAUACAGCUGGAGGGGGUGAGAGCAAAACUGAAGGAGACAGAGAAGAGGAU